Trichomonas vaginalis G3 is the source of this 738-nucleotide messenger RNA. Its product is annotated as RNA polymerase II transcription regulator recruiting protein. The record is from RefSeq and is a predicted model, not a curated record. The coding region runs from base 1 to 738 and encodes 245 amino acids. NCBI's taxonomy places the organism in Eukaryota, Parabasalia, Trichomonadida, Trichomonadidae. The transcript has a single exon.
AUGACAUCACCAGACGUACUUCAUUGCUAUGAACAAGUAAUGGUAGGUCUGCAAGAUGAAGCUAAUGAGCAGCUUCGGAACAUCAUUUAUAAGUUCAUUGUUAACGAAAUUGAUUUAAAAGAUGCAAAACUUUCAAGCAUUUCUUUAACAGGUAACUCGAACUUAAUUGACAAGCUACAGCUAUUUAUGAGGUACAACGAUGAUGACGAAGAUCCAUCGUCCUCCUCGGAAGACACUUCCUCCAAGAAGAAAAACAAGAUCUGGUCCCUUGCAGAAGAUCACAGAUUGAUCAUUGGAAUCCACCGCUAUGGCAUCAAAUGCUGGUCUUUAGUUUCAGAGUACGUUGGUAACGGACGUACAAGGUGCCAAUGCCUUCAGAGAUGGCAGAGGUCUCUUAACCCUAUAAUCAACAAAAACCAUUGGGCUCAGAAAGAAGACAUUGCAUUACUAAAUGCAGUCCAAAAAUACGGAGAUCAUAGUUGGACAAAAGUUUCCAAUGAAGUCAAAGGAAGAACUGAUAUCCAAUGCAGAUACAGAUAUCAGCUUAUUACUUCCAAAUACCCCGAGGCUCUUGGAUUGAAUCCAACGACCUAUAUUUGUAUGAACUACGAUAAUCAGCCACCAAAGGCCCCCGAACGAAAGAAAGUCGAGGUGGCUGCCCAUAUCGACAUUGAACAAAUUAUGUUCUUAAAGGAUAUUUCCUCAGAUCCAACAUCUCUUUUUAAUUUGUGCGAGUAA